Messenger RNA from Schistosoma haematobium, 780 nucleotides. RefSeq lists its product as uncharacterized. Bases 32 to 442 code for a protein of 136 amino acids. The transcript has 4 exons. The record is from RefSeq and is a predicted model, not a curated record. NCBI's taxonomy places the organism in Eukaryota, Metazoa, Platyhelminthes, Trematoda, Strigeidida, Schistosomatidae.
AUUUUCGUCUUUGAAGGUUUCGAGGAAAUGAAUGUAUGUUGCUUAUGACCUAAUUUUUAAAGUAUUAUCCAUGGAGUGCUAUGUGUGCAGGAAUCAGGAAGGAAAUAAAGAUAAGUGCAUCAAAACUACAAUGCAAUGUCUAGAAGAUGAACACUCUUGUAUAACCAAUAUUUCAUAUACAAUUCCUCCCUAUUGGUCGCCGAUGGGAGAACGAACUCAUUUUUUAUGGAAAGCUUGUAUUUCUACAGAAGAAUGUGAGCGUCAAAAAGAAAUUGCUGGUAAGACUUGUCAACGUGAAUGGUAUAUGGACUGGAGAUGUGUGGAAUGUUGUCAAGGUGAAUUGUGUAAUUAUUACGCAACGUUAUCAGGAUAUCGAUUAUAUUGGGAUAAAAAUUUAAUUAUUUCAAUUAUGGUGCCAUUUUUAGUAUAUCAUUUGUUUUAAUUACUUACUUACUUACGCCUGUUACUCCUUGUGAAGGAGCAUAGGCCACUCACCAGUAUUCUCCAUCCAACCCUGUCCUGGGCAAUUCUUUUAAGCUCCUUCCAGUUCCUAUUCAUCCUUUUCAUAUCUGCUUCUAUUUCUCGACGUAAUGUGUUCUUUGGCCUUCCUCUUUUCCAUUUCUCUUCAGGAUAUUGACCAGUGAAAAACACUUUGUAUAUUUAUUUCUAAAAGUAGGCUUCUUUUUGCUUACUUUUUAUAUGAAAUUCAGGUACUAUGUUGAAUGAAUUAUUUUGUAUAUAAAAAAUAUGUAGAUCAUAUAAAUAAAUUGUAAAACGAAG